Molecule: messenger RNA, 768 nt
Organism: Suillus discolor
Lineage: Eukaryota; Fungi; Basidiomycota; Agaricomycetes; Boletales; Suillaceae
Exons: 5
Coding region: 84-461 (125 amino acids)
Source: RefSeq, a predicted model, not a curated record
UGCUAAGUGGACAACCCUAAAAAGGGAAUUCAACUGGUAAGACUCGGUGAAUUUGUUAGUCAGACAGGUUUUUUGCAUACAUCAUGGGUCGGGUACGGAGAUCUCGUACACAUCAUGCACAACGCGACGUGCAUCGCGCAUCCCGUACAAGGGCUCGCACAAAAGAUCUCGAUCAAAUUCAGCUCAUUGAUCUAGACCCGAAGAAUCGAGUUGCUCUUGAAGCACAGCCAAUUGACCUCGAGAAACCUGGCCUUGCCCAGCAUUACUGCGUUGAAUGUGCAAAAUACUUUGAGACUGAUACCGCGCUCCAGUCACAUUGGAGGGGUAAAGUGCACAAACGACGGUGUAAAAUUUUGAAGGAGCCUGCAUAUACGAUAGAAGAAGCAGAAAGAGCUGCUGGACUUGGGCGAGAAGGGAAAAGAACACCGAUUUCUACACAGGCCAUGCCGAUAGAUACUUAGCGACUACUGUUGUGACCUAAGGAUGGUUGCCUGUCUUUGUCUCCUUGGUCGAGAACUCCUGGCCAUACGUGACAGCUCCUUGGACUAUCGCGCCUCGAGUCAGACAUUGGUGUUGUCAUCAAGUGCGUAGGCCCGGUAUGGUAAUUGGGCGAGGAUGACCAGCAUCAAGUCAAGAACACAUGUAUCGCUCUCUAGUUCUUGUUUGCGUUUCCGUCACUCCCGAUCAUACUCAAUCGAGAUUCGCUCUUUCCCCCAAUCCGCAAAAAUCAUUUUACUUGCCAAAAGAAUAUUUCCAGGGGCCCGUGAG